Trichechus manatus latirostris (Florida manatee) is the source of this 564-nucleotide messenger RNA. RefSeq names its product interferon epsilon (gene IFNE). The record is from RefSeq and is a predicted model, not a curated record. The transcript has a single exon. Bases 1 to 564 code for a protein of 187 amino acids. Gene Ontology annotation, biological process: defense response. Lineage: Eukaryota; Metazoa; Chordata; Mammalia; Sirenia; Trichechidae. Gene Ontology annotation, molecular function: cytokine receptor binding. Gene Ontology annotation, cellular component: extracellular region.
AUGAUUAACAGGCACUUCUCUGAGAUUGUGUUGGUGCUGCUGGCCUCGUCCACGACCUUCUCCCUAGAACUGAAAUUAGUUCACUUCCAAAGAAGAGUAAACAGAGAAAGUUUAAAACUCUUGAAUAAAUUGCGGAGUUCUUCAAUUCAGCAGUGUCUACCACACAGGGAAAACUUUGUGCUUCCCCAGAAGUCUAUGAAUCCUCACCAUUACCAUAAAGGACACACAGUGGCCAUUCUUCAUGAGAUACUCCAGCAGAUCUUCAACCUCUUCAGGACAAAUCUUUCUCUGGACAGUUGGGAGGAAAGCCAGAUGGAGAAAUUCCUCAUUGAACUUUACCAACAGCUGGAACAUCUGGAGGCACUCAUGGGACUGGAAGCAGAACAGAAGAGUGGCACCUUAGGUACUGAGAACCUUAGAUUACAGGUUAAAAUGUACUUUCAAAGGAUCCGUAACUACCUGGAAAACCAGAAAUACAGCAGCUGUGCCUGGACCAUUGUCCGAAUAGAAAUCAUUCGGUGCCUGUUCUUUGUUUUUAGACUCACGGGAAAGCUGAGCAAAUAA